AUGCAACGCUCACAGUCAGCGGUGGAUUUUUCCAACCUGCUGAACCCCGAAUCUGCACCAUCAGUCACCCCGCCGGCUGUUCAGGCCGUGGAUCAGGACGGAGACGUCGAUAUGGCUACAGUGAGCGUUAUCAGGCCUAACGGACCUCUUCCAGGCGGCCAGCCCCAAGAGAACCCGAGUGAGCUCCCAAGGCCGUACAAGUGCCCUUUGUGCGAUAAGGCUUUUCACCGUUUGGAGCACCAGACAAGGCAUAUUAGGACGCACACUGGUGAGAAGCCGCACGCCUGCCAAUUUCCGGGUUGCAGCAAGAAGUUCUCCCGCUCUGACGAGCUCACGAGACACUCGAGGAUACAUAACAACCCGAACUCCAGGAGAGGCAACAAGAACCCGCAGGCUUCUCACCACAUGGCGUCAGCUUUGGCUCCGGACUCCAUGAUGCCGCCGCCCGCUGGACCAAGAUCCAUCAAGAGCGCACCCAACUCGACAUUAGUCUCGCCAAACGUAUCUCCUCCUCAUUCGUACUCUCAGUAUGCGCUUCCCCAGGGACCUCUCCACUACGGAAGAGGUAUGGGUGGCAGUCCUCUAUCUGGUCACACCAUGGAUAUCGGCGUUCUUGCCAAUGCCGCGAAGCAGGUAGAGCGCGACAACAGCCUCGCUUCUCACCACCACACCGCCCGGCAUCACCCAUACUAUUCGCACAGCAUACACAACUCACGGGGCCACCUCCCAUCCCUGGCCUCCUACCACAUGUCGAGGUCGCAUUCCCACGAGGAGCAUGAUGACCACUACAACCACCCUUUGAGGCAUGCAAAGAAGUCAAGGCCCAACUCGCCCAACUCGACCGCGCCUUCUUCGCCCACAUUCUCUCAUGAUUCCCUUUCUCCUACUCCUGACCACACACCACUUGCCACUCCUGCCCACUCCCCAAGACUGCGACCUUACGCUGGUAUCGAGCUUCCCACGCUGCGGAAUCUGACACUGGGCCACACGCCCGCACUCGCUCCUAUGGAGCCUCACUUUGGCGAGAACCCAUCGCCAUAUCAGCAGCAGCAACAAACCGCAAGCCCUGCUACUCGCGGCGGCAUCAGCCUGACCGACAUCAUCAGCAGGCCGGAUGGCAGCAGAAAACUGCCGGUGCCUCAGGUGCCCAAGGUUGCCGUCCAGGAUUUAUUAGCUCCCAGUGAUGGAUACAACAGCAGCGGACGCAGUUCGACGACAGCUAGCCUGGCAGGCGGAGAUCUCAUGGACCGGACAUAG
Pestalotiopsis fici W106-1 is the source of this 1257-nucleotide messenger RNA. Its product is annotated as DNA-binding protein creA. The record is from RefSeq and is a predicted model, not a curated record. NCBI's taxonomy places the organism in Eukaryota, Fungi, Ascomycota, Sordariomycetes, Amphisphaeriales, Sporocadaceae. Gene Ontology annotation, molecular function: RNA polymerase II cis-regulatory region sequence-specific DNA binding. Gene Ontology annotation, cellular component: nucleus; cytoplasm. The transcript has a single exon. The coding region runs from base 1 to 1257 and encodes 418 amino acids.